GAGAGCAAACCAACCAUAAAGCUCACUAGUCUUUACAGCCAUUAGAGCUUUCUCUCUGUAUUCUCAUUCCUCCAUUCUUUGAAUUGAGAAAGCCAACAAUGGCAGCUUCAGCAACACUCUCUGGUACCAUGGUUAGCACUUCCUUCUUCCGAAGGCAACCUGUAACAAGCCUUCGUUCUCAUCCUAAUGUUAGCCAAGCUCUCUUUGGACUCAAGGCUGGUCGUGGCAGGAUAACAGCCAUGGCUACUUACAAAGUAACGCUUGUUACACCUGAAGGCUCGAAAGAAAUCGAAUGCCCAGAUGAUGUGUACAUUCUUGAUGCGGCUGAAGAAGCUGGAAUCGAUCUCCCUUACUCAUGCCGUGCAGGUUCUUGCUCCUCAUGUGCAGGAAAGGUUAAGGAAGGGAAGGUGGAUCAAUCAGAUGGUAGUUUCCUUGAUGAUGAUCAGAUUGACCAAAAAUGGGUUCUUACCUGUGUUGCCUAUCCACUAUCUGAUGUGGUUGUUGAGACUCACAAGGAGGAAGAGCUCACUGAAUGAUCAUCUCUCUCUGUUUCAAUGGAAGUUGCCCUCUAGAGGGAGUCUCUGUCACUUUUUUUUUUUCUUCUUCUUUCUUUAUAUUUCUUUUUUAAUGAUCUAGUUCGGUUUGUAUGAGUGUUAUGUCGUUUCUGAUAGAGUAAUUUAGUGUUUUGUAAUUGCAAACAAGAUUCUUGUUAUCUUUUCUUUAGAU
Molecule: messenger RNA, 726 nt
Organism: Telopea speciosissima
Lineage: Eukaryota; Viridiplantae; Streptophyta; Magnoliopsida; Proteales; Proteaceae
Product: ferredoxin-A-like
Exons: 1
Coding region: 99-536 (145 amino acids)
Biological process (GO): electron transport chain
Molecular function (GO): electron transfer activity; 2 iron, 2 sulfur cluster binding
Source: RefSeq, a predicted model, not a curated record